UUGGAUGCAAUAGAUGUGAAGGUGGGUGAUGAACUCCUUGUUGAUGGAGGAAUGGUUAGGUUCGUAGUGACCGAGAAGAUUGGUCCAGAUGUCAUCUGCUGCUGUACAGAUCCUGGAUUGUUGCUGCCUCGUGCUAACGUUACUUUCUGGAGGAAUGGGAGUCUUGUACGAGAGCGUAAUGCUAUGCUGCCUACACUUUCUUCUAAGGAUUGGCUGGAUAUUGAUUUUGGAAUUGCAGAAGGCAUUGAUUUCAUUGCAGUAUCAUUUGUCAAGUCAGCUGAAGUGAUUAAGCAUCUAAAGAGUUACAUUGCUACACAAUCUCCAGAAAGCAACAUUGCCGUCAUUGCCAAGAUAGAGAGUAUUGACUCUUUGAAACAUUUGGAAGAGAUCAUUUCAGCAUCAGAUGGAGCUAUGGUUGCCAGAGGUGAUCUGGGUGCUCAGAUACCAUUGGAACAGGUCCCAUCAGUUCAGAAAAGGAUUGUUGAGCUUGGACGGAAGUUUAAUAAACCUGUUAUUGUUGCAUCUCAACUGCUUGAAUCCAUGAUUGAAUAUCCUAUACCAACGAGAGCUGAAGUUGCUGAUGUUUCUGAGGCAGUUGGACAGCAGGCAGAUGCUUUAAUGCUUUCUGGUGAAUCAGCCAUGGGUCAGUACCCUGAGAAGGCAUUAGCUGUCCUUAGAAGUGUUAGUUUGAGAAUUGAGAGGUGGUGGAGGGAGGAGAAGCACCAUGCUGCUUUGGAACCUCUAAUUAUGGCAUCUUCUGUUUGUGGUGGUGUUCCAGAAGAAAUGUGUAAUGCAGCUGUAAAAAUGGCCAAUAAACUGAAAGCAGAUGCACUUUUUGUUUACACAAAAACGGGACACAUGGCAUCUCUACUGUCCCGUAGUCGACCUGAUUGCCCAAUCUUUGCAUUUACUACAAUGCCAUCCGUGCGAAGGCGCUUGAACUUGCAGUGGGGCUUGAUGCCUUUCUCCCUCAGUUUGUCUGAUGACAUGGAGAGCAACCUCAACAGAGCUUUCUCCUUGCUUAAAGCAAGAGGGAUGAUCAAUUCUGGUGGCCUUAUCAUUGUUGUCUCUGAUAAGUUGCGAUCGAUUCAAGUGAUUAAUGUUCCCUGAACCAGAACAUCUCCUGCAUUCUACUUAAACGGUCGUUAUACUCUUCUUUGUCAGUUUACAUUUAAAGUUGGCACAUGUCGUAUGUUCAUUCAUUUAGGUUAGCAAGUCAUUCAUAUUUUGGCAGGGUAAAAGGAAUCACCCCUGUCAGGAGUUAAUUCUUUCUCAGCCUCAACAUGGCGUGUACCAUGAGAGUGAUGAGCAGGAGCAAUAAUUCUCUCUGUGUUCCUUUGCUGUAACACUAUUUGCUUAGAAGUUCAUAUUAGUGGGAGAUAUAUUAGAAGCUCAUAUCUAUUAUUUUAGAAAGGGGAAGUGAAUAUUUAGAAUCAAUGACAAUAGGGUUUUCAAGUAUAGUACAUUUUGCUGUAACAACAACUUGAACUUUGCGGGUACCGGUGUUGAUACCGGUAUCUUUUGAUUUUCUUAAU
This is a messenger RNA of Pistacia vera, 1535 nucleotides long. RefSeq names its product pyruvate kinase isozyme A, chloroplastic-like. Gene Ontology annotation, molecular function: potassium ion binding; magnesium ion binding; pyruvate kinase activity. The annotation marks the transcript as partial. The record is from RefSeq and is a predicted model, not a curated record. Gene Ontology annotation, cellular component: cytoplasm; chloroplast stroma. The transcript is spliced from 4 exons. NCBI's taxonomy places the organism in Eukaryota, Viridiplantae, Streptophyta, Magnoliopsida, Sapindales, Anacardiaceae. Gene Ontology annotation, biological process: glycolytic process.